Molecule: messenger RNA, 1086 nt
Organism: Populus trichocarpa (black cottonwood)
Lineage: Eukaryota; Viridiplantae; Streptophyta; Magnoliopsida; Malpighiales; Salicaceae
Product: transmembrane ascorbate ferrireductase 2
Exons: 4
Coding region: 272-973 (233 amino acids)
Molecular function (GO): oxidoreductase activity
Source: RefSeq, a predicted model, not a curated record
CAGCACGGUGCUGAUGUGGUAGUCAGUUGAAAACCUAACACGAAGUAGGAAUUUUCUCUUAGACAGUUCUACUAAUGGAUAGAUUCUUUGUCUCUGGAGGCUGAACAAAAAUACAAGCAAUCAAUUGAAGAAAGGAAGGCAUAGAUCCAAAACCCAAAACCCCGUUCCGAGUUUACCAUACUCGAAAACCCUUUAAUAUACCCAACCCGUUUUUUGAACUGCAUUUCUCUCUCUAUCUUUGCAGUUUUGUUACAGAAAAGAAAUAAAGAAAAUGGCAGUUCCAGUGAUUAAAUUCCCAACCUUGAUGGUGCUGGUGAGGUUAAUGGGGGUGAUGGUCUCUGCUCUGGUGUUGACGUGGACUGUUCAUUACAGAGGAGGAUUGGCUCUUGUCUCUGAUAACAAAGAUCUCAUCUUUAAUGUACAUCCUGUUUUGAUGGUGAUUGGGCUUGUACUCUUGAAUGGUGAAGCCAUGCUAGCCUACAAAACGGUUUCAGGAACCAAAAGCUUCAAAAAAUUAGUUCAUCUGACACUACAAUUCCUCGCUUUUUGUUUAAGCUUGAUUGGCUUAUGGGCUGCUUGGAAAUUCCAUAAUGACAAGGGCAUCAACAAUUUUUACAGCCUGCACUCUUGGUUGGGGCUAGCUUGCCUUCUCCUCUUCGGCAUCCAGUGGGCUGCUGGGUUCGUAACUUUUUGGUAUCCAGGAGGCUCAAGGAAUAGCAGGGCCACCUUGCUCCCAUGGCAUGUGUUCUUUGGGGUUUAUAUUUACGCCCUUGCUGUUGCCACUGCUACUACUGGUAUCUUAGAAAAAGCCACAUUCCUCCAAACCAACAAAGUAAUAUCGCACUACUCCGCUGAAGCUUUGCUGGUGAACUUAUUGGGUAUCUUGAUGAUUGCUCUGGGUGGUUUAGUUGUUCUUGCAACAAUUACUUCUCUGAAUAGCAAAGGUGACAUCCCCAGAAACGCAACAGAGUAGGCACGAUAUGUAUGUAUAUUUCCAUAACUGAUGUUUGAUUAAGAAUUGUACUCUUAUUGCAUGUGAAUCACAGGUUAAUAUUUAUUUUUACAAGAUCAUUGUACCAUGAAAAA